CGUUUAGUAACCUGACACCCAGAAGGGAGCCGGCCUGCCAAGAUGCAGCCUUGAGGACUCGCACAGAGCCGACAAUCUGCCGGAGUGCUCACACCAAGGCAAGCCGAGCAGGAGUCACCGUGCACGGACCGGAGCGCCGCAGAGGAGCCGCCGCACGUCCGAUGUUCGAUGGCUGUCUUUGAGUGUCGCCUUGUAAUGUGAGGAGCAGAUGAUGAAGACUUUUAGCGGCAAAAACAACCAGAACCUUCUUCUCGUUCACGUCAGGAACGUCAAGAAGUUGUUCGCCUGUCUGCCUUGGUGCUUCCCCCUCAGAGCUUACGUCUUCUGCAUGGGGACACUGCUGUUCUUCUGCCUGGCCUCCCUCUUCUACCAGUUCAACGGAGAACCCCCCGGAAUCCUGCUGGACAUCAGACAGUAUAUUGAUAAUUUCCAGCAUGCUACACACGACAGCAAGGCUAUUGAGGCCACAUUAGUAUUUGAGCCCAAGAACUUCAUCCAGUCAGGUCAAUCGACAUACAUGGAUGACCACGGACCUCCGGCUCCCAGAGUGCUUAAGUUCCCCAGCCAGGUGGUGUACAACCGCGUGGGGAAGUGCGGCAGCCGGACAGUGCUCAUCUUGCUGCGGCUGCUGUCUGAGACGCACCAGUUCAACUUGAUCUCGUCCGACAUCCACAACAAAACACGGCUCACCAAAGAUGAGCAGGUGGAGCUCAUGAAGGACAUCAGUAGUAUCUCUCAGCCCUUUGUCUUCACGCGCCAUGUUCACUUCCUCAACUUUUCCAGGUUUAAGAUCGAGGAGCCCGUCUACAUCAAUAUAAUCCGUGACCCCAUCAACCGCUUCCUGUCCAACUACUUCUUCCGGCGCUUCGGGGACUGGAGGGGCGAGCUGAACCACAUCAUUCGCACCCCUGCUAUGAAAGAUGAUGAGAGAUACCUAGACGUAAACGUGUGUAUUCUAGAAAACUACCCAGAGUGCUCUAACCCAAGACUCUUCUACAUUAUCCCCUACUUUUGCGGACAGCAUCCUAAAUGCAGAGAGCCAGGCCGAUGGGCUCUGGAACGGGCCAAACAGAUUGUUAUGGAGAAAUACCUGCUGGUUGGCAUUUUGGAGGAGCUGGAAGAUGUGCUGCUACUCCUGGAGAGGUUUCUACCGCACUAUUUCACUGGUGUGCUCAACAUCUACAAGACUCCUGACCACAAGAAGUUGGGCAACAUGACCGGCACGGUCCGCAAACACACACCCACCGUGGAGGCGCUACAGGUGCUCUACCAUCGCAUGAGAUACGAGUACGACUUCUACUACUUCGUCCGGGAUCAGUUCCACCUCAUGAAGAAUAAGAUUGGCCUCAAAUCUGAGGCCGGACCGCCGGCGUACUCCCCGAAAUUCCUCCGGGAGCUGGCCCGGCGGACACCCCAGCCUCUGGAUGAAGACGAGAAGCUGGACAUGGAUACGGAGGACGCUAACAGCUGGCUUGUCCACCAGGAGCAAACAGUUUGAGGAGGCGUCCUGAGAAGGCAACAGUCAGUUGCAUUUUUAAGUUGCGACUGUCCUGGAUAGCAUCCACAGACUCGCCACUGAUGGGGAAAAGACAAAGUCUUUCUAUUUAAAAGGUCUUGGAAAAUCUACAGGUUUUUCUAAUGAAGUGGGUCUUUUUGGUUCUUUUGCUGAAUUCUCCAGGGGAGAUAAAGCACAGCUACGUUGACCUACAUGUUGGGGAAGUGUGUUCGGGGGAAAAAAAAAAUGCUGAGAAGCCAAACAGCAAACCAUGAACAAAAAAGUACCAAAACGUGUGUGUGUGUGUGUGCGUGUGUAUCAGUGCCGUGUUUAGACAGGAAGGUGUAUUAUUCCACGUUUCCACCAAGCACCACAGUUCAUUGGCACCGAGCAGCAAAAUGUAAACACAUAAUAUCCUCUUGACAUUCAAAGUGAAGUAAAAAAUCUCCCGGAUUGUGAUGUUUUUGCGAGGAUGAUAUAAAAUAUGGUGCAGCUGUUGAAAGCGUAGGACGACUCUAUUGAAAACCAAAAUAAGCUUCGACACAACCUCCCUUUUCCUUGAUAGCUCACCCAAUCACCAGUCAUAUUCACCUCCCAAUUGCUGGAGCUGCCAAGUCUCCUGUCAGCAACAGUGUGCUUUUGUGUAGGCUCCUACCGCGCUGUGCACUGGGCUUGUUUUCGUCCAGUGAAAUACACACGUUGCUCUUAAAGUUCAAGUUAAAGUCCCAACGAUAGUCACACACACACUAGGUGUGGUGAAAUUAUCCUCUGGAUUUGACCCAUCCCCGUGUUCACACCUAGGGAGGUGAGGGGAACAGUGAGCAGCAGCGGAUGACCACGCUCGGGAAUCACUUCGCGAUUCAACCCCCAAUUCCAACCCUUGAUGCUGAGGCAAUGGGUCCCAUUUUUAUAGUCUUUGGUACGACUCGGCCGGGGUUUGAACUAACCACCUUCAAGACUGUAACCACAAGGCCACUGAACAGUUCAAACUCCACAUGUUGAACCCCAAAGUCCGACCCGACUUGAAAUUUCACACCGAAUGCAGUACUGGGAUUUCCCAUGGAACUUUUUCACUUCUGAUACGAUACCGAUAGAGCAGGGGUGUCAAACUCAGAUACAGAGUGGGCCAAAAUUUAAAACUGAACAAAGCCGCGGGCCGAGGUUGAACAAAUUAACCUUUUGAUAGGGACCCAAACAAGUUUUUCAUUGAAUAUUGAACAAGCAAGGCUUAUAUAACUUUAUAGUGACAUGCAAAAUUGAGUUUCAAAUAAUAAUAACAAUAAUAAUUUAAAAAUAUCAAUGGCAUAUCAAAUCAAAUUUAAAUAAAAAUUGAAUGCCUCUUUUGUAUUUGCAGCCUUCUGAGGUAAAUAUCAACAUUAACUUUUUCCAGAGGCUAAUACAUAAAAUAACAAUGAAUAAAUCAACCAUUCAGGCCUUUUUACUGCUCAGUUAAUGUCGGGGCUCAGGUGGGCGGGGUUAGGGGGGUUUGUUGGCAGCUUGGAGGGGAGGUGUAUAUUGUAGUGGUCCGGAAGAGUUAGUGCUGCAAGGGAUUCUGGGUAUUGGUUCUGUUGUGUUUUUGUUGUGUUACGGUGCGGAUGUUCUCCCGAAAUGUGAUGGUCAUUCUUGUUUGGUGUGGGUUCACAGUGUGGCGCAUAUUUGUAACAGUGUUAAAGUUGUUUUUAUGGCCACCCUCAGUGUGACCUGUAUGCUGUUGAUCAAGUAUGCCUUGCAUUUACUUAUAUGUGUGUAGAAGCCACAUAUAUCACGUGACUGGGCCGGCACGCUGUUUGUGAGGAGGAAAAACAGACUUGACGACAGGUUGUAGGGAACGCUAAAGGCAGUGCCUUUAAGGCACACUUCCAAUAUUGUUGUCUGGGUGGAAUUCGGGAGAAUGAUUGCACCGGGAGAUUUUCGGGAGGGGCACUGAAAUUCGAAAGUCUCCCGGGAAAUCGGUGAAUGCGGUGUUACAGCGGUACCGCUGUAUAGCACCGGCGGGCCAGCUCUAAUGAUAAUUUGAUAUUGCCUCAAGGGCCAGAUGAAAUGACACGGCGGGCCUUAUUUGGCCCGCGGGCCAGAGUUUGACACCUAUGCGAUAGAGUAUCAAUCAAUCAAUCAAUCAAUCAAUCAAUGUUUAUUCAUAUAGCCCUAAAUCACAAGUAUCUCAAAGGGCUGCACAAGCCACAAUGACACCCUCGGUACAGACCCCACAUGAGGGCAAGGAAAAACUCACCCCAGGGGGACGUCGAUGACAGUGACUAUGAGAAACCUUGGAGAGAACCGCAUAUGUGGGGAACCCUUCCCCUCUAGGGCAGACCGGAUGCAAUGGACGUAGAGUGGGUGUAGCAUAAUAUUGUGAAAGUCCAGUCUGUAGUGGAUCUUACAUAAUAGUGAGAGUCCAGUCCAUAGUGGAUCUAAUAAUAGUGAGAGUCCAGUCCAUAGUGGGGCCAGCAGGAGACCAUCCCGAGCAGAGACAGGUCAACAGCGCAGAGAUGUCCCCAACCAAUGCAUAGGCGAGCUGUCCAUCCCAGGUCCCCGACUCUGGACAGCCAGCACUUCACCCAUGGCCACCGGACCUGUGCCCCCCUCCCUCGAGUAUUAGCAGAUACGAUAUCAGCAGUAGAGUGCAAUGUUAAAAAAGGCUAGUAAAUAUGGUGGAAGAAUAAUAUCAUGACAGUGUCCUGCUUUUAAAUUGGAUCGCUAAUUUGUUUUUGGCGACACCUAGUGGCCACAGUAAAUCAUCAAAUAAGCUCAUUACGCAGCCAGGUGAAUGAUUCAGACAUGCUUGUGACUGGAUACUUUCUAAUACGCCAAGGAGCCAUAUGCAACUAUAACUAUUGGAUACUUGUUUUUAUUGACUGGUGUUGUGUUCAAGACUGCAAUGUUGUUCAAUUAAGGAUAUUUAUUAGGUAUGUCUAGCUUGCGUGCUAUUGUUUGCUCGGCUGUCGUGUAGCUGCUAGCUCCCCGUAUCAAUCAAUCAAUGUUUAUUUAUAGAGCCCUAAAUCACAAGAGUCUCAAAGGGCUGCACAAGCCACAACGACAUCCUCGGUUCAGAUCCCACAUCCUAGUAGCCUAUAGCCUACUAUGUGUACUGAGGAAAGAUCAAAUAUGGGUGCUUAUUGAAGGAUAUUUAGGUGUUUGCUGUCGAGCUUUGCACAUGGAAACACGCCGCAGGACUGCUUGUAUCGGACAUUUCAGAUGCAAGCCGAUAGCAGACCGAUAUUUGAUAUCAAUAUCAGCCCGGGACACCCCAACUCGGUACUUGGAAAGUAUUUUGAGUGCCACUCAUGUGGAACCACGACAACAAACCUUUCUUUGUUCACCCUGAUUUGUGGAGUCCAUUGGUGGAAACACAAGGCAGACCAGACGUGAUUGGCCAAAGCGAACUGGACCACUUGGUGGAAACGUGGCUGGAGUGAAAUGCAUUCUGUGGCAAAAGGUAUACAUGAGGGUUAAACCGUAUGCACUCGUUAUGAAUUCAAAGAAUUCCAGUCAAGUGUGCGCGUGUGACUUGGGUUUGACACCGCAGUUUUUGAGCAGUUUGGCACCGUUUUGUUUACAUUUAGUUUGUUGGGACUUGAGCGUGGCCAGGUGCUUGGAAAAAAAACGAGACAACUAUUGUUUAUUCCUGGUAAGGCAUCAAUCAGGCAGGAGCUGAGGUCACAAGUCAAAUCAAUAGCUGUUCCGUACCAGUCAAAAGUUGUAUGCGUUCUUUAGACUUACAAUGAGAGUAUUUCCUCAAAUAGUGGCCCCAAAAUACCAGGCAUUUAUUAAAAAGGCCCUUAUUUCAAUAUUUUGGUCAUUUUAUGACUUGGUACUUAAAAAUAAAUAGUGUUGUAUUGUCAUGAAAUUAAUGAAAAUAUAAAAGAGCACUACAACACAUGAAGAAGGCAAAGCGUUUGUUGUUGAGGAAAUAAUAACACAAUAUUUAUUUAUUUAUUUACUGUUCUCAUACUGUUAAAAGAGACGUCUUCGUAAAAACGUACGGAUGGAUUUUUGCCAAAUUAUUUUAGUAAGUAUUGAUGAAUAUAAACACAAUCAAAAAGAAAAUUGAAUAUUAUAAUUAGAUUUUUAACAAAGAUCGGAGAAAAAUAGCCUUGUGGCGGUAUAGUGCUACUGAUUUUUUUUUUUAUUAUUCAAUGUAGCCACGCAGCGUUUAAUUGAAGCAGAAGGCCAAUAUUUGAGGAAAUGUAUUUAUUACUAUUGAUUUGAACAAAUAUUGGAAGUAAGGUAGCUAAGGUCAAAGGUGAAGGUACAUGUUCUGUGUCAGCACUCUGCCAGGCGCAGUUUUCUGGUGGCGUUCUUUCAACCGAUCUGCAACUGUUUAUGGUCACAUUUUGCUAUUUAUAUCUGUCAGUUAGCUUGGGUCAAAGGUCAAAUACGUGAGCCAGCCACAAUUUGAACCUUGUGGCAGCUUGGGUCAAAGGUCAGUCAGAUCACUUGGUACAUUUACUUUUUCUGUGUUCUUGGUUGGGUGGAUUUCUCUUUUGUCCACCCUGCUAAUCGGCAAUGGCUUUACAAUUGUUUUCUUUUGUUUGUUUUUUGUUUUUUUAAUGUGUCUUUACUUUAAGUCUGAGCUCAAUGUACUUCCUACUUUGUGUUUUUGCAGCUGCUGAAGCCAGUGUACAAAAAUACCACAUGACACAUUAACAUAUUCCGCCCUAGCUUUGUACCCUUCCAACGUACGUGCUUUUAUUUCCUGCUAUGUGUCUUAUAAUUUAUUAUUUUCUAUUCAUUUUGCAUUCCAGAUCAAAUUCUCAGGAAGGAAACAAAAAAAAAACUGUUCAUGUAAUAAAUCUAUCAGUUUCCAACUUGGCGGCUAAUAAAAAAUAUAUAUAUAUACAUAUAUACAUACACGGACAUGUAUGGUAAAUGGUAAAUGGGUUGUACUUGUAUAGCUCGUUUCUACCGUCAAGGUACUCAAAGCGCUUUGACACUACUUCCAAAUUCACCCAUUCACACACAUUCACACACUGAUGGAGGGAGCUGCCAUGCAAGGCGCUAACCAGCACCCAUCAGGAGCAAGGGUGAAGUGUCUUGCUCAGGACAUAACGGACGGGACGAGGUUGGUACUAGGUGGGGAUUGAACCAGGAACCCUCGGGUUCUGCACGGCCACUCUCCCAAAAAGCGCCACGCCGUCCCUUGCCGUCCGUAUGUGUAUGUAUAUAUAUAUAUAUAUAUAUAUAUACAUACAUACAUAGAGACGUGUGUAUAUAUGUGUGUAUAUAUACAUCUACAUGUAUAUGUGUAUGUAUGUGUAUAUUUAUGCGUGUGUGUAUAUAUGUAGAUGUGUGUGUAUUUAUAUAUAUAUACAUAUGUAAACAUAUAUACACGUACACACAUACAUAUAUAUGUAUGUAUAUAUAUGUGUGUGUGUGUGUGUAUAUAUAUAUAUUUAUAUAUAUAUAUGCGUGUGUGUAUAUAUGUAGAUGUGUGUGUAUUUAUAUAUAUAUUUACACAUAUAUACACGUACAAACAUACAUAUAUAUGUAUAUAUAUAUAUGUCUGUGUGUGUAUUUAUAUAUAUAUAUACAUAUAUACACGUACACACAUACAUAUAUAUGUAUAUAUAUAUGUGUCUGUGUAUAUAUACUGUAUAUAUACGUACACACACAUGUAUAUGUAUAUAUCUGUGUGUGUGUAUAUAUAUGUAUAUAUAUAUGCGUGUGUGUGUGUGUAUAUAUAUAUAUAUAUGUAUGUGUGUGUUUAUAUAUAUAUAUAUAUAUAUAUAUAUGUGUGUGUGUGUAUAUAUAUAUAUAUGUAUGUGUGUGUGUGUUUAUAUAUAUAUAUAUUGUGUGUGUGUGUGUGUGUGUGUGUAUACAUAUAUAUUUCUGGCAUUCUACAGGUGAAGAUUUACUCUAUGCAUCAUUCUCUACAUUCUUCCAAAAUAAACUUGCUCAGAAAAUUAGA
This is a messenger RNA of Nerophis ophidion (straightnose pipefish), 7403 nucleotides long. RefSeq names its product uronyl 2-sulfotransferase a (gene usta). NCBI's taxonomy places the organism in Eukaryota, Metazoa, Chordata, Actinopteri, Syngnathiformes, Syngnathidae. The record is from RefSeq and is a predicted model, not a curated record. Gene Ontology annotation, cellular component: membrane. The coding region runs from base 209 to 1498 and encodes 429 amino acids. Gene Ontology annotation, molecular function: sulfotransferase activity. The transcript is spliced from 9 exons.